AUGGCCCCAUCUGCAAUUGACCCGUCCAUCACUGAUACAGCCGAGCCGAUCAAGGACACACUCGGUCUCCCUGAAACAACAGUGCAGCGUUUGACUAAGGCCAAGAUUGACCUGUCUGGCGGCUAUCCGUAUCGUCCAUUGAAGCCACUCUACCUUCAAGACGUGUACAAGAUUCGUUCGGAAGAGUAUCCCUACGUCGAUGCAGGCAUUCGCGCCGACAAGUCUAAGAAAAAUCUCCUCUCCGCCGCCGCUAAGGUGACAGACUUGACGACUCACAUUGGAACCGAGAUUGAAGGCAUUCAGCUGAAGGACCUGACUAAUGUUCAGCGAGACGAGUUGGCACUCUUGAUUGCAGAACGUAGCGUGGUCUUUUUCCGGGACCAAGACAUCACUCCACAGCAACAGAAGGAGCUAGGCGAGCACUUUGGCCAGGUAGAAGUUCAUCCUCAAGUACCCCAGGUCCCGGGCGUAGAAGGUGUGACAGUCAUCUGGCCCGACCUGCAGGCUACGGAGUUCCCGGCAUCAUUCCGCAGGCCCGGCGGUGCGUCGAGAUGGCACUCUGACCUGGUUCACGAGCUCCAGCCAGCAGGCAUCACCCAUUUGCACAACGACACCGUCCCUCCGACGGGCGGUGACACGCUCUGGGCCUCGGGCUACAGUGCCUACGAGAAGCUCUCGCCCGAAUUCCGUAAGAUCAUUGAUGGCAGGAAGGCAGUAUAUCGAUCCGCCCAUCCAUAUCUCGAUCGUGACAAGCCGAACGCCGGCCCCAAGCACGUCGAGCGCACGCAUCCACUGGUGCGAGUGCAUCCGGCGACAGGAUGGAAGGCGCUCUGGGUCAACAGAGCCAUGACAGACCGCAUCGUCGGCCUCGACAGGGCCGAGAGCGAUGUAAUUCUUAACUACCUCUACGAUGUGUACGAGAAGAACGUCGACAUUCAGCUCAGGUUCAAGUGGACGCCGGGCACCAGCGCGCUGUGGGACAACAGGAUCACGAUCCACAAUGCCAGCUGGGACUAUGCGGGCAAGCACCCGCGUCACGGCACGCGAGUGACCUCGCUGGCUGAGGUGCCGUACUUCGACGCCAGUGCUCCCACAAGACGCCAGGCUUUGGGCCUGCUGGACGAUGAAGAGAAGAAGGAGCUUAGCAUCUGA
Verticillium alfalfae VaMs.102 is the source of this 1152-nucleotide messenger RNA. RefSeq names its product alpha-ketoglutarate-dependent sulfonate dioxygenase. The record is from RefSeq and is a predicted model, not a curated record. Lineage: Eukaryota; Fungi; Ascomycota; Sordariomycetes; Glomerellales; Plectosphaerellaceae. The transcript has 3 exons. Gene Ontology annotation, molecular function: 2-oxoglutarate-dependent dioxygenase activity. Bases 1 to 1152 code for a protein of 383 amino acids. Gene Ontology annotation, cellular component: cytoplasm.